AGAUGAUUGCCUCAAAAGAUCAAAUGUUAUGGCUGAAAGUGGAGUCAAAUGAAAGGCUCCAAGUUAUGUUAUCAAGUUGUGUGGGAAGUCAUAUAUUCAUAUUUCUAUAAUUGAGAUUGGUCACAUGAUCUAGUGCUAAUUGUGUAUGCCUUGGUUGAAUUGAUCAUUGAAGCUUCACAUUAGACAAAGGACUAUUUCAUUGUUGAUAUCCACACACAACACACAAGUUUAUGUUUGAUAAAUGCCAUAUUCAUUUGUGUGAUUGUACUUGAUAAAAUGUGUUUUCACAUACUCAAUCUUUGUUAAUUCAAGCACAAAAAGAUUUUUGAGUGUUUUAGGUGUUUUUGGAAAGUGUUUUGCUGAAAAAAUCUGAAAAAUUUCAAAAAUACAGUUUUGCCCUGUUUUGGCGGCUCAGUCGCGGGUGUGUCAAGUCGCGAGCCUCAGUCGCAUCUUCGCUGGUCAAUUUUGGCGACUUGUUCGCGAGUGGAAGGUCCAGUCGCGAGAUUCACUCAGAGAUUUUCGCGGCUCAGCUCGCGACUCACUCGCGGGUAGACCUUCCAGUCGCGAAAAACACUUAGACAAAUUUUUCAAAAUUUUCCUCUUGAGUGCUUUGGCGGCUUGAUCUGGCGACUGUGUGGCGACUUGAACCAGUCGCGAAAAUCGCGUGUUUUGCAGAAACAGGAGCAGUUUUUAAACUUUUUCAGUUUUUCCCUCGAAUUUUUGUAACUGUUCGUCUUCUCUCUAAACACUCUCCCUCCCAAACACUCCGUGCUCCCUUUUCCAAUCUCUUGUGUUGCAUCCUUACAGCCCAAAAUCGUCGAGUUCCAGAUGGCCCCUUCACCCCAGAAGAAGAAAUCUACUGCGAAGAAAGCUGACAAAAGACUUAAGAUGGAUCCUAGAUUGUUUAGGUCAGUUCAUCAUUUUGAGAGAUACAAGGAUAACUUCUUGAAUGCAGGAAUCAUUCAAGAGAGAUUUGUGGAUUUGGAUGAUUUAAGGCAAACUUUUAUUCCCAGUUGUUUUGAAGGAAGAGGAUGGGACAAACUUUUAAGUGAUUUUCCUUUGGUGUGUGAACCUCUGAUUAGAGAAUUUUAUUCAAAUGCUGUGAUAAAGGAGAAUGAGUUAAAUUGCUGGGUUCGAGGGAAAGAAUUCAUCUUGGAUGCACAUGUCAUAGAUGAUGUACUAGGGCUUGAGGGUUUGGAUGAUGAGGAGUUUGUCAAUUUCAAGGAUAGGAGUGUCUCUAUUGAAACAGUUCAACAGAGAAUAGGUGGGCAGAGAGAAGGGAAGUGUUUGAAUACCACUGCCUUUCCAGUGGACAUGAGGGUUCUAACCAUAAUCAUGAUGUUUAACCUUUAUCCUAUUAGGAAGUUGACCACAAUCAAUUGUGCUAGAGCAAUUUUUCUGAUGGAUCUCAAAGAGAAGAACUUCAUAGAUAUAAGUUCCCACAUCUUUGACAUCAUUGUGGAUGAGACAAGAACAACAUCUAGACCAAAACUGAUCUUUCCUAGUCUCCUAAUGAGGAUUUUUCGAAGGAAGGGUGUUCAAAUUCCUCAAGACAUCAGUCACAUGUCUACACCCUCUGCAAUCAACAAACUUACCUGCAAAAGGAUCAGUGUUAGGCUUCCAGGAGAAGAAGAUGAAGGUGAUGAAGGAGAGGAAGUCCCAAUGGAGACUGAUGCAGAGACAGCAGGGCAUGCAUCCACCUCAACACCAAGGAGGAGUGGCAAGAGGUCCAGAGCUUCAACUUCUACAGAUGCACCUCCAGAUGCUUUCCAGAUCAUUCUGGAAAGGCUUGAUGGGAUCAGGGCAGUCCAGACUGAGCAUUCUGACAGAAUGAGAGCCAUGCAAGACCAGAUUGAUGUCUUGGCUGCUACACUUGACAGCUUCACAACUCAGCAUGACCAGUGACCCUUUGGCCAUUCCAUGUCAAAAAGGGGGAGAGAGUUCAUUGAUAAUUGAAGCAGAAAAGCAGCUCUUGA
Molecule: messenger RNA, 1976 nt
Organism: Quercus robur (English oak)
Lineage: Eukaryota; Viridiplantae; Streptophyta; Magnoliopsida; Fagales; Fagaceae
Exons: 2
Coding region: 829-1905 (358 amino acids)
Source: RefSeq, a predicted model, not a curated record